AUGAGCUUAAAUGCAAAAGAGCAGCAGCCUUUACACAGGGAUGAGGCCAUCUUCAUCGCCAUCGCGUCUGUCUCUAUUGUAGCGGUCUUGAUCGUGGCGCUGUUCUUCGGCUAUCGCAUGAUGAUGGGGGAGUGUAAACAGGGUCUGCACAAUAUGGACAUGAUAGAGGCCGCACCGUCAGAACCGUCUCUGGAUUUAGACAGUUUAAAGCUCCUGGAAUUGAUUGGUCGAGGACGCUACGGUUCUGUCUACAAAGGAUCACUGGAUGAACGGCCAGUCGCCGUAAAGGUUUUUACCUAUGCCAACCGGCAGAACUUCGUGAAUGAGCGCUCCAUCUACCGAAUCCCUCUUCUGGAGCAUGAGAACAUUGCUCGUUUUAUUGUUGGCGAUGAGCGUCUCACGACAGAUGGGCGAAUGGAGUACCUGCUGGUUAUGGAGUACUACCCUCAUGGCUCCCUGUGUCGGUACCUGAGUCUGCACACGCUGGACUGGGUGAGCUGCUGUCGUCUGGCACAUUCAGUGACGAGAGGACUGGCCUACCUGCACACCGAGCUGCUGAGAGGAGAUUUAUAUAAACCUGCCGUUUCACACCGGGAUCUAAACAGCCGUAAUGUUCUGGUGAAGAACGACGGCACGUGUGUGAUCAGUGACUUUGGCCUGUCCAUGAAACUGACGGGAAAUCGCCUCGUACGGCCUGGUGAAGAGGAAAACGCCGCCAUCAGUGAGGUGGGCACAAUCCGCUACAUGGCGCCGGAAGUGCUGGAGGGAGCAGUGAACCUCAGGGACUGCGAGUCGGCUUUGAAACAGGUGGACAUGUACGCCAUCGGCCUUAUCUACUGGGAGACCUUCAUGAGAUGCACUGACCUUUUUCCAGGCGAGGCAGUGCCAGAUUACCAGAUGGCCUUCCAGGCCGAGGCAGGGAACCACCCAUCCUUUGAGGACAUGCAGGUGCUGGUGUCCAGAGAGAAACAGAGACCCAAGUUUCCAGAAGCUUGGAAGGAGAACAGCCUGGCCGUGCGCUCUCUCAAGGAGACUAUGGAGGAUUGCUGGGAUCAGGACGCAGAGGCUCGCCUGACAGCGCAGUGUGCAGAAGAGCGUAUGGCGGAACUGCUGCUGAUCUGGGAAAGAAACAAACCCGUCAGCCCCACUAUCAAUCCCAUGAGCACAGCGCUGCAGAACGAGAGGAAUCUCACCCACAGUCGCAGGGCUCCCAAGAUGGGCUCUUAUCCAGAUUACUCUUCAUCCUCUUACAUCGAGGAUCAUGAGGGCAUGGUGAAGAACCUCCCAGGCGACGUCUCCACGUCUGGCACGUCCUCUGUGGGUGGCAUGGGCGUGAGCGGCAUCAGCGGCGGCGUGGCAGUGACAGGAGAGAAGAACAGAAACUCUAUCAACUACGAGAGACAGCAGGCUCAGGCCCAAGCUAGGCUGCCCAGUCCAGAGACCAGCGGCACGAGUCUGUCCGCCACAACCACUACAACGGGCCUCACGCCCAGCACCAUCAUGACCACCAUCUCUGAGUCAGGCCACUCGGAGGAGGUCGGAGCCGGAGGAAGCGUACCAGUGUGCCUUCAGCUCACAGAAGAGGACCUGGAGACCACCAAACUGGACCCCAAGGAGGUGGACAAGAACCUAAAAGAAAGCUCUGAUGAGAACCUGAUGGAGCAUUCGCAGAAGCAGUUCAGCGCUCCUGACCCGCUCAGCUUGGGCAGCUCCAGCCUCUUGUACCCGCUGAUCAAACUCGCCGCAGAAGUGACUGGAGGAUCAGGAACUGGCAGCCAGGCUGAUUUCGGGGUGGGCAGCAGUGGAAUGGGCGACACUCCUACAGCCAUGUUCCCUCUUCCCAAACAGCAGAAUCUCCCCAAGCGGCCCACCAGCUUGCCCCUCAACACCAAAAAUUCUGGCAGGGAGUCUUCGUCGUCACGGAAGUUUGGCAAGCACAAGUCCAACCUGAAGCAGGUAGAGACAGGCUUGGCCAAGAUGAACACUGUAGUGACAGUCGAGCCACACUUGGUCACUGUCACUAACAACGGGCCCAGUGUCCGUAGCGGCGUUGGAGUGGUCGUUGUUAAUGGAUAUGGUGGGGUCAGUGGCGCUGGCUCCUCUGAUGCAUUUGGGAACACCAACCCAGCCGGGCCGCAGGGUGACGGUGGUGCACCUCUGCUCCAGAGCCAGCUGAGUGGAGAAGACAGCCGCCUCAACAUCAACAUCAACUCCAGUCCCGAUGAACACGAGCCCCUGUUGAGGAGAGAGCAGUCAGCGGCACACGAUCAUUCCGGUCGCACCAACUCCAAUAACAACAACAGCAACAUCCACACAACCGCCACGAUUCGUACCUUAGCUCCUGUAGACGCCCUGAUGGAGACAUUAACCUGCCCUCCGGGGGCACCAGAUGGAAGGGAUGAUGGGGUUCCUCUGAGACGGCAUAAGCCCAGGAGACCUGAGCGGCCAAACUCACUGGACCUGUCAGCAACUUCCCAGGAUUCUUCUCUUCUGGAUGAGGUCGUGUCACAAGAGGGAAAAGCCGGAUCGGCCGAGAAGAUUAAGAAGCGUGUGAAGACACCUUAUUCUUUAAAAAGGUGGCGCCCUUCUACAUGGGUCGUCUCUUCAGAAACGCUGGACGGAGAGGUGAAUAACAACGGGCACAGCCAGCAGACGGGGACGGCAGCGACUGGAGGUGCUCUCCCAAGUUCUGGCCAAUCAAAAUCCAGCAUCGCUGUGUUCCUGGUCAGCGGUGGAACUGCGACCGCCACUCUAAACUCCGACCCACCAGAUAUGACCUGCCUGUGAACUCGCAUCUCCGUUUUUCCUCUGAGGAGGAGCCCAGAUCAGACUUUGAACACAGCUAUGCUUUCGUGCUCCAAGAACUGAUCCAGCUGAUGACCGAAAAGAAAUAUACGAAAAACGUUUUUGGAAAACAGCCUCUUGAAGGGACGUAAUUUGGCAAGCACUUAACUUUGUCGAACUUAUCCAACUUGUUUUGAAGAAAUCGCUUUAAACCGAACCCAGCUAUGCAGCAACAUUGGCAUAAAAUGCUUCCAUUUGUUUUUGUUGUUUCAUUUUCAAUUGUUUUUAUGGUUGUUCUUUCAUUUGUUGCACUUUUUUCGUAAGCAAUCUUAAUCACAAAUCCUCCGACCAUGUUCAAGACUGGUCUUAAAACUGAAAAACGUAAAUGACAAUGUGUUGAUUUAACAAUCAUAGUAAAUUAGGCGAAAUUCAAAUCAUGUCCAUCUAAAGAAAAAAAAAGGCAGUGGUCUUUAAGACAGGGUUGACUGCAACUCUAAUACCGUUUAACCUACAGUACAUUCAUAUGUUUUAUAUUUGUUGUACGUAUCUGUGUACUGAUUUUUUUUUUGUAUAAUAUUUUGAAAUGUGCAAUAGACUUUAGCUUUGAGGUGCUCCAUAAGACAAUGUAAUUUUGCUAUGUGUUUUAUGCCGCUUUUGUUUGUUUCUUGUCUUUAGUUUAAUAUCUUGAAGCGCUGCACUUCUGCAAUCCUGUGUCCAUUCGGCCACCCCAACUGCAAACAUCGAAACGUCGUAUAAAUGACAGUCCCACACCUUUUCACCAAUCCCAUCACUCUUGAAAAGGGAAGUAAAAAAGUAAAAUCUUGGGGUGUUUGCUUUAAUUACUGGACGACUUCUCACAAGCUUCAAUGAGGACAGUAGUUUUUUUUUCUGUUACACUACAAGACAGGCAUCAACCUGGACUGUUUGCUGGAAAUCAUGCUUUCUGAAGACACUGAAUAAUCAAGUCCCUCUCUGCACAUGCUCUGUGCAGUUUUACCUCUGUGAGAGUGUAUGUAAAUGUGUAUGUAUGGGUCUACUUCUGCUUUACUGAGCUCCUCAAAUCACCGCUGACAAGGCAUCAGUCAAACAAUACUUUCCACUUCCCAUCUCUGCCAGGACAGUGAAUGUUGCUCCAUGUGCUUUAGAAAGCAAAAACACACACAUAAUACGUACAUACGCCAUGAACAAAAUAUAUACAGUAUGUACAGACUGAAGCUCACAGCUACUUUAGUUCUGUUUUAGCCUCUGUUAAAAUAAGCUGACAUGAUAGUGUACAAUAAGAAAUCAUGAUUUUAUCCAUUUCAGCUGUUUCUGAAGUUAUUUUUCUCUAAAUGUUUAAUUUAUGUAGUACCCAGGGCCAUCUUCAUUCUCUGGGUUUAUUAUUUUCAUUCAAUCAAAUCAGUAAGUUGUUUAUAAUCAUGUAAAUUUAUCUUAUUUUAAUGAUACUUUCAAUCAAAUACAUCAGAAAUGCAUGUAGUUUUACCCUUCGUUUUCGUACAAUCGAGGAGAGAUUUACUUUUUUUUUUGGUGCCACUAGAAAUAUAGUCAUGUUUAAGUGUCGCAUCCUCAUUUUGAAAUCAUCUACACUUUGAGAGCAGUUGAUGUUUUUACCAGCCAUAACAUGGUCCUCGUUUUUUCUUCUACAACUGCUGCCUUUUGUGGAAAACUAUGGACACGAGCCAUUCAAAUAAUUACAUAGUGAUGAGGAAAAUUCCCUCAUAUAGCAAGGCCCUGCUUUGCUUGAAAUACCAGGAAAAAACAUGUUCACAUGUUUGAUCAGAGAGACCCUUAUUGUGCUUGUAUGGGUUUUCCAUAAUGAGUGUGGGGAUUAACCAUGAUUUGGCACAAGCCAGCAUUAUCUUUGGACUAUGUCCAUUCCAGAGCAGGGAACUUUCAAAAAGUCAUCAGAUUUGUCCCUUCCACUGGCUUUUUUCUGUCGGAAAACAAGACGAUGCAGUGCAGUUUAGUUUCUCACGCCCUCUUUUCUGAACCAAUCAGCACUUCAGUCUGACUUUUGUAUAUGUUUGUAAUAUAGGCUAACCUCUGUGGUGUAAAUAUAUACGGUGCAUUUGUAUGCACAUAUACAGACUCUUCAUCUGUUGCUUUGGAACCAAGAACAACGCUACAUCACUGUGAGAUUUAUCUGAAGAUAAACACCGUAACGUCAGACUGUUCUCGGCUAGAUACGUCAGUGUGAAUGAAUAAGAUUGUGAACUGAAAUGAGGAAUAAUAGCCUAAUAAAAGACAAAACAAACCUCCAGUGCUAAUUUGACCGAAGUGAACGAACGUUUAUGAUUUAGACCAAGGCGUUGAAGCUAAAACGUUGAUGAAGCUGAGUCAUUGGAAGUGUAGUUUGUUCAGGAGGACUGUCCAUCUGCUACAUGUUAAUAAUGCAAGAUGUUUACACCAGAGCCUUUGUCCAGUUUUACAGCACACUGUUGAAUACCGAAUCAUUUACAGAUUCUACAUGCCUUGUUUAUUCUUGAAGCAGACCUUGAGAAGUCAGACUUUUUAAAUUCAGUCAAGUUGCAGGAAUGUUUUAACUAAACCAAGUUGUACUCUUGCGUUUAAAAUGAAUCAGUUACUGAAAUUUACAUUGAUUGGAACUCAUUACACUCGCAAAACCAAACAUGAAAAUGACAAAUGGCUAACAAUGUGUCCUCUAAAACACAAACUUUGAGUAUCAGCUGUAUUUUGGGCUGCGUAUGAGUGAGUGAAUGAAUGAAGGGUCUGUGUUGACAAGCUGCUGAUUUUCUUUUUACUUUUGAGUUCAUUUUGAAGCUGAAGUCUUCAUUUGGCCCCUACAUAGAUGGAUGUUCAAAAAA
Molecule: messenger RNA, 5609 nt
Organism: Sinocyclocheilus rhinocerous
Lineage: Eukaryota; Metazoa; Chordata; Actinopteri; Cypriniformes; Cyprinidae
Product: bone morphogenetic protein receptor type-2-like
Exons: 11
Coding region: 1-2787 (928 amino acids)
Biological process (GO): vasculature development; protein phosphorylation; cellular response to growth factor stimulus
Cellular component (GO): signaling receptor complex; plasma membrane
Molecular function (GO): ATP binding; transforming growth factor beta receptor activity
Source: RefSeq, a predicted model, not a curated record